Dermochelys coriacea (leatherback sea turtle) is the source of this 7431-nucleotide messenger RNA. It is a transcript of the gene DCAF17, whose product is annotated as DDB1 and CUL4 associated factor 17. The record is from RefSeq and is a predicted model, not a curated record. The transcript is spliced from 13 exons. Bases 406 to 1995 code for a protein of 529 amino acids. Gene Ontology annotation, cellular component: Cul4-RING E3 ubiquitin ligase complex. Gene Ontology annotation, biological process: protein ubiquitination. NCBI's taxonomy places the organism in Eukaryota, Metazoa, Chordata, Testudines, Dermochelyidae.
UGGUACAUUCCUCUUAGAGCCCAGCCAGGCGCUGCUGUCAGGCCGUGAACAGAUUCAGACGCACCGGCCCCGGCGAGCUGCCAUCGACAACGGGGAGAGCUCGGGGCCAUGGUGGAACGGGCCGGCGGCGGGGCAGUCAGGGGUCUCCUUGUUCGCAGCCCGGGCUGGGGCGUAGCGGGGGCUGUGCAGGCAGCUCUUUCCCGCCUUGUUUUACCCUGUUCCCGCGGAGGGCUCCGGGAUUUGGGGGAGGGAGACGGCAGGAUCGCCAAGUGGGCCCCUCACACUUGUGGCAUCGAAAGACGAUCCGGCACACGCGUUGUUGUCUCCUUGUAUUGAACAGCCCCGCGCGUGCUGCCUGAGCCAGGAGGAAUUAGAAGGAAUUCGAGCUUUUCCCAAGAAAUAAAAAUGUCUCCAGAUUCAGUCGCUUUCGCUUCCUCCUCCUCCUCCUCCUCCGCCAAGAGCCUCUUCUCCAGUGCUUUUAAAAUUCACAAUGUCUGCCGCCUUCUAAGCAGGAGGUCUCACGGAUUUUAUACAAAAGAUGCGGGUGUCGCCCACAGAAAAAACAUGGGAAUCCUAAGAAUGCUAGUGUGUCAGGAAAGUACUAAAUUCAAGAAUGUUUGGACAACUCAUUCCACAUCUCCUAUUGCUUAUGAGCGCGGAAGAAUUUAUUUUGACAAUUAUCGGUGUUGUGUGAGCAGCAUUGCACGAGAGCCAAGAAUACUUUAUCAACUGCCAACAUGUUCUAAAUCAGAAAAAAUAGAGGAUGCAUUAUUAUUGGAAUGCCCAUUGGGGGAAACACUUCCCAAUCCAUCAGACUAUAAAUCUUCCCUUGCAGUUUUGACUGCUCACAACUGGCUCCUUCGUCUCUCUGCUAAUUCUGGAGAAAUACUGGAAAAAAUAUACCUCCCACCCUACUGCAAAUUCAGGUAUCUGAGCUGGGACACUCCUCAAGAGAUUAUGGUUGUCAAGUCAGCUCAGCAUAAACUUCCAGCAGCAGCACAGCAGGCAGGCAUCCAACAGUCUGUGCUAUUCUUUCUUGCUGUAUUCAGAGUGCUACCUCUGAAAUUUAUUGGAAUGCUGGAGAUAAACAAAAAAAUAUUUGGGAACAAUGUGACAGAUGUUGCUGUUUCUCAUGGAAUGCUGAUUGUGAUGUAUAGCGUGGGUCUGGUCAGGCUCUAUAGUUUCCAGUCCAUCUCUGAGCAGUUCACAGAGCAGCAAUUUGAUUUGGGAUGCAAGUGCAACUGGAAUGGUAAAGUUGGAAUUGUAGGAAAGUAUCCAUUUGGCCUUCCUUGUAACAUUAAAAUAACAGAUACCCCACCUUUGCUAUUUGAAGUGUCUUCUCUGGAGAACUCAUUUCAGAUUGGAGGAUACCCUUGGCAUUACAUCAUCACACCUAACAAGAAAAAGCUUAAAGGAGUCUUCCAUAUUUGUGCUCUGAAAGACAAUGCUUUGGCAAAAAAUGGCGUACAGGAUAUGAUGUGCUGUUCAUUAGAACCCGACUGGAUAUAUUUCCAUCCAGAUACUUCAGGCAGAAUAAUCCAUGUGGGACCAAAUUUGAUAAAAGUCUUGAAGCUGAAAGAAAUUGAAAAUAAUAAAUACCAGCAGGAAAUUGCAGAAGAUUUUGUCAUCAUGGCCAACAGGCAGAACAAUACUUUCAAAAUUGUGGACUAUGAAGAUGAGCUGGAUUUGUUAUCUGUUGUGGCAGUUACUCAGAUAGGAGCUGAUGGGAAAGCUCACCUUGACUUUCACUGUAAUGAACAUGGAAUUCUACUUAAGAGUAUUCCUUUAGUGGAGUCUUGGGAUGUGACUUACAAUCACGAAGUUUACUUUGACAGAGACAUUGUGUUACAUAUAGAACAAAAGCCUAACAGGAUCUUCAUCUGUUAUCUUUAUCAAAUGUUCUGUGAUAGUGCACAGGAAGAUGAACAUUCAAGCCUUGAAAAAGCGGAGAAAGGUUUUUGUGAAAAAGGGGAGAGAAUUUUUGAAUGUUUUUAAGAGAGAAAGACCUUCUGCAUAGGCUUCACUGUACACAAUAUCCACAGACUUUGUCUCUUUGGACUAGUCAAAUAUUAUGUUUCAACCACUGUGUGUUAAAAUGUAUAUUUUGAGCUUAAAUAUUUGUAUUACUGUCAGGGGUUUUUAAUUUCUCUUUUGCAUAUAAAGAUAGUCGUAUAUAUUUUCAUAAACCACAAUUUAACUUCAUUUAUUUACCUUUUACUUUUGCUAUUGAUUAUGGCUACUGAUUAUGAUAUUGUAACAAAAAUAAUGAUCAUAUUUAUUGCCCUUGUCCACCAACCAGUCUGAUUUAAAUACUGUGUAUCAGGCACAAGGACUUGAACUUACUGACAUCCAUACUGUACCAUAUUCUCUUUUACUUAAGCUUAGAUCUUCUCUUGCAACUUUCUUUUAAUUAGUCUAUAUUGUAGUAAAUAAAGAUUUUAGGAUAAAAUUAUAUAUAGAAUCAAAAUGGCAGAGUUGUCAUCAAGUUAUUUAGACAUGAGGGAACCAUGACCUGCUGUGAAUCCUACUUGACAGUGUAAAAACACUCAGGGUUUUUUUUAAAUGACGUGUCUAGUAAUUAACCUAACCUACUUAUCCUUCCUUCCCUCUUUGUGAAACCCACUAAUUUGAUGGUCUCUUCCUAUGUCACAGUCCAGAAAUUUUUAAAUCUGAGGCAGAGGUGUCAAACACCAAGCCUCUUUGAUACAUUCUGCAGAAUCUCAAUAUGCCAUAUGGGAUACAGAAAUACAAGCAUUCAUUUCUAAAAAACAGCAAGUGUCUCGGCCUCAUGACUGCAAGAAAAGCUUUCCAAAUAUGAGCCACAAACACCCUAAAAUAGUGGCUCUGGGAGAAGUGAACUCCCCUCCCCUAAUUCAUCUCUCAGGAGUGUUAAUUCUCAAUCCUUAUAAUUAUACUUCAGAUGUAAGCAUUAUCUAUUUGAUUGAUGAUCAUUUUAGCAAAUGGAAUGAGGAAGGGUUUGAGCAUAAAGCCAGUGGCAGUGUAUACUGUGAGUUUCUACCAGGAAUGAAAUGCAGAUGGUGGAAAAAAAAGGAGAGAGACAAAGAGGGAGGAAUAAAAGAGAGAGGAGAAUGGGGAAGGAUGGGAAACAGAGAAAUAGUGGUAAAAAAACUGAGCAUAUAUUUCCCUCUGAUACUAAAUGUUACAAUAAGACACAACUAAUAAUAACUAAGGUUAAGAUUUUGUCACACUUAUUUUCAGUAAAAGCCACAGACAGGUCACGGGCAAUAAACAAAAUUUUUUGGAAGCCUAUGACCUGUCUGCGACUUACUAAAAAUAAUGGGGGGGAAGGAGGGAGGGAUUGACAGCUCCAGUCCCACCUGCCCCUAAUGGCAGACAGCUCCAGGGCCCCUGCCACCACUGGCAGCUGAUAGUUCAGGAGUCCCCAGCAGUUCUGGCCCUGCUACAAUGGGACUGAAGCUAAAGCGGAAAAUGUCACAGGGGUCUCUGAAAGUGAUGGAAGCCAAGAGCUCCCGAUGACAAAAUCUUAUCCUUAAUAAUGACUAAACAUAAGGGCCUUAUUUAACAUAAGGGCUUGAAGUGGUUUCCAUUAUAUUCAGGGUUUACAGUUUCCUUUAAUGGCUCUCAGCACCCCUGACCAUAAUUUUAUCCUUGAUCUUUCUAUAAGCCUCCCCCUGCCACCAGUAGGAGAUCCACUGUGGAGAGUAUAUAGUCCUGAAUGUAUUCCCUGCACCAUACAUCAUAAUUAACAAUGUAAUUCUGCCUUAUUACAUGGCAUUAGUUUGAUACCCUUAAUCUAAAAUUGGUUUAAAAGUACUACUUUAUUAUAAUCACUUAGUUUGGGGUCAAAUUACCAGUCAUCAACUGCGCUCUCACCACCAAGUUGUGAUGUGGAAACAUUCUGAGCACUAAUAAGGACAAAACACUUGCCCUACUGUUUCAGGCCUUUAAGCCAGCCAGUCCAGUGUCCUGCCUAGUCAGUGGACAGUAUCUGGUGCUAUAUAGGACAGAUGGGAUAGAUAGGGUGAAGCAUAAAGUGCUUAUCUAGAGCCAAGUCCUUAACCAGGCAGCCUUUUGUGCUCUAAUUAUAUAACUGAACAAAAGCCAGAUACUUUCAAAAAUUAUCUCUAACUCAGUACCCAUUUUUCCCUUUACUAAGAUUCUGCCUUCUCAGUCACAAUGAAGACAAUCCCAAACAACCUUUUUAUUCAAAAAAGUCUCAUAGCCCUGUUUUUAUAUCAGGAAAAUAAAUUGUUACAAAGUCACUGGAAAACAGAAUUGGCAUCAACACUUAAAAUGGAUAAAAUUACUCUCAAGCAGAGAGGCAACUGGGCCUUUCCAAUCCCAAGAAGUGCUUCUAUAUAUUAUUGGUUCCAAACAACUCAACCCAAUAAUUCUUCAUCUGAUAGCCUUCACACUUCCUUUCACCUCUCACUUUUUUCUAAUCAUCUUCCCUUAGAAUGCCUGGCCUAUCCACUUCUCUACAAACCCCACAUACUUCAAGCUCCUCCAUUCUUUUCUUGUCCUCCCACCUCUUCUUUCUGUUAACCAAUUUCAUGUCUAGAACUUGUAUACUUUUGGGGGAAAUGUCACACACUCGGUUUUAAUAAUACUCUUUAUUCCCAUUUCUACAUCAUUAUUUUGGAUGCACACAAUAUAUUUGUAUUGAUACUAUCUAAUAUUGGAAUCCAUAUGUCACCUUUUUAAUUCAAUUUUAAAGAGUCAUUUGUUAGGGACAUUAAUGUAUAUUAAAACAGAAGAUUUAAGCAAUAUGAAUCUGAACCCAACAAAUAUUUAAAAAUUCAAAAUACAACUGCACCCUGCAGUACCUAGGCUGUUUUGGUAGAUAUUUUUACUUUAUUAUCCAAUAUAAAACUGGUCCAGAAAGACAGUGCUUAUGUUACAUGUAGAAUAAGUUCAGGAUCUUUUGAAUGUGAAAGUAGUUGAGACCACCUACAGAUCCAGGAUAAGGACUGUGGCUGACAAAUCCACUACUCGGACACAGUGGAACCGCCAACCACAAGGACAAAGCUCCUCUGCAGGAGACAGGUCUUUCCUCAGGGUCUGAUCCAUGCUGUGGAACGAAUUCCCACAGGAAGUAAGGACCACCAUAAACCUCAGCACCUUACGCUCCAUGUGCAAGGCACACUUCAACUUGUCUUCUCUAAUAUAAACAGCAUCUUGUAGAAAUUUUAAACAAAAUCUACCAAAACAAAAACACUACACUGCACACACAAGUCUUUCCUGAGGAGAGGAUAAAAGGAUGAACUACAUGUGACAGAUGUUUGUUACAUCAUUUAAUGCACUACUUGAAGGUGCUCAGAUACUACAGUGAUGAAUGCAGUAUAAGAACCUUUAUAAAAUAGAAUUUUAAUCAAUAAUAACUGGGCUCUAUUCUGAAAUUGUAGUGGUAUCAAUAUAGACAGAGCAAUCCUGCAAGAUGCUAAACUAUCUAAAUGGAAGCCAAUGGGAAGUAAUAAGAGUCAUUAGUGAGACCUGGAAAAAUGUCACGUGGACUGAAGGAAAGAAAAACUAAAAAGAUAUUUUAUAGGCAGUAGACCAAUCUCCAAAUACCCAGAAGACUUGCAUCUCUGCUCACGGCAGUUAAGAGUUACACAAAGAGGAUUUAAAAACCCCCAAAUACAAGUCUCUUUCCCUCUUAUUGGUUUUAGAGUUGAUUAGCAAUAGACUAUUUGAUCAUCAGAAGGGCACACUACACAUUGCAUUACUGCCCCAUGCAAACCUGAACAACUAGAUUUGGCAGGAAGCAAUAAAGGCAGAGAUGCACAGGAACUUCCUCAAAGUGCCAAUUGGGCAGAGCUGGUAUUGAAUCUGGCUCCCUGGCAAUCUUAUGGCAGAUCUGCAGAAUUGCUCCUGUUAUCUAAAAAAACCCCACUCAACCUUUUCUUGACACUUUUUGUUUUCCAAAUUGGUGUUCUGUAAUCAUUAUAUGUGUGGUCAAAGCACUUCUUCCCUGAAUGAAAAUUUCCAUUUCCAAUUUUAAAGUCUUCAUUAGCCUAUAUUAUACAUUGUACCAUGGACUCAGCUGUUGAUCUGAAGAUCUGUUGAUGUGUGCAUGGAUUUGUGACACUUUCCAACAACUAAUUUUUUUAAGGCCAUUGCAGGCUUGUAAUAUCCUACUAAAUCAGUUGUCUUGUUACACAGAUGAAAUCUUCUGAAAUGUGGGAAGAAACUCAGUUUUCUUAAUUGUCAGAUGUGUGUGAUGAAAAUGAUGCAUCACUGGACUCAUUCUGUGAAAGGCUUCAUUUUAAGUUAGGAUCCAUGGACCAAUGCUAUAAAAUUAGGGCCAUACACCACUCUCAGUCCACUGCAAGUUUCACCAGUUAGGCUCUGUUCACAUAGUAUAGCUCUUCUGCAAGUGAAGAGAGAAUUAUCAUUCACUAUCAGAUCAAAAAGAGGACCUCAAAUACAUUUCACUCCCAUCUUCAAUUAGCACUAAAGACGGUCAUUAUUCAAAUUUCCACUCUUCCCAAAUAGCCCCCAUCCGUCUCAGAAUCUCAGACUUGCUUUGCAUGAGUACUAUGUGUACAGGACAGGAACUAUUGUCCAUUAACAACAAGUAAGCAGAACAUUUGCACUUCUAUUUAUCAAUUUGGAUCAAUUUAUACUUCCAAAAAUGUUAUUGUGAUCUAACAGCAUCCAAAUGCCAAAAGGCUCACUGGUAUCUGGUAGUGAGUUUCAGCUGGCCUGAUCAGUUGAAUGUAUGCCAAUUCACUGAUGUGAUAACCUGUAUGUAAAAGGUGGCAUAUAAGAUACCAAUAGAGCGCUAAUAACAUACUGAUCAUAAAUAUCAUUGUGUGGUGUACAGAGGACAAAUUCAAAAUUUCAAACAUAUUGAAAGUUAUGUUAUUAAAGUCUGUCUGCCGACAGACAAGGGAAGGUGGUUUUGUGACCUUGAAGAUAUUUCCAGAGAAAAUGGGCCUGCAGUUUACAUAGAAGAUAAAACAGGACCAUCAAGACAGCAGGGGAGGAGGCUGCAGGAAAUAUCAAUUUGCAAUUUAGCAAACACCAGUGGGUAAGAAACCAGCAAGGAACUUUCACCACCAGACUCAAUGUUGCCUUCCUGACAGCUUGAAUGAAGUUUACGUUAGGGGGGUAAGCUUCAGAAGAAUCUAUUUCAAAGGUUCACUCGACCAUAAAGGAAAGGGACAAAGAACCCCAAGUUUUAUUUCAUCUAAGAAGACAAAGAAACUGAGCACUUAGGACUUCGUAGGAGACACUGACCAGAGGGGUUAGUCAGCCAUCUUGCUGGAAGGUAGUAAGAUGAGAAUCUUCCCUUGAACCAAGACUGUAGUUUUGUUACUUUUUAAAGACUGACUUGUUUUUCCACUUUUAUUUGCUUGUAUCUGUUUCCAACUCUAUCCUUUAUACUUGAACUCACUUAAAAUCCAUCUCUUUGUUAAUAAACUUGUUUUACUUUUAAUAAACCAA